Molecule: messenger RNA, 2976 nt
Organism: Penicillium subrubescens
Lineage: Eukaryota; Fungi; Ascomycota; Eurotiomycetes; Eurotiales; Aspergillaceae
Exons: 2
Coding region: 1-2976 (991 amino acids)
Source: RefSeq, a predicted model, not a curated record
AUGCCACGCUCAUCCGCUGCGGGCAGGAAGAAUCAGAGCAAUCGUCACGAGAAUGGCCUCGUCGGUCCCGGCAAGAAAGUAACCAAGCAGAAGUCCAGCGGCCAUCUCAACGGCUCGCCCGGCAACGGCAACGCUACCAGCUCGGGCGCAUCCGCACCUUUCGACCUUUCCUCGUCUCGUUCCACUAGUGACUCCGCCGUCAACUCGUCUACUGUCGCGUGUAAGGGUGUGGAUGGAACUAAGGUUGAUAGCAAUGGACGUGGGCCGGUGAAUGGACAUCGAGGUGUGGACAUGGCGUGCGGCGAAGUUAACGGCGCCACGCCGCAUAAUGGCGGCGUGGCUAGCUCGACUUCACGCAAUGGCUCCGCGAAACGAUCGGGUUCAAACUCCUCAAUCAAUCCGCUUCAACUCGCGUCCACGAUCCUCAAGUCGUGUCCCAUGUACGACACGAUCGCCAUUUUGAUCUUUCUGCUACAACUCCCACCGAUGGUUCUGACUUGUGUUCAAUUCCUGUUCGCGUCUUUGACGUUCAUGCCUCCGAGUGGCGGUGCUGCCGGCUCCCUAUCGUCGAACUUUGACAUCUUUCAGGGUCCGGCUGGCACGCCUUCGAUGGGCACUAUGAUCGCCAUGGACGGGUUCUGCCUUCUUUUCUGGGGCCUUUUCAUGUGGACAUGGGCACAAAAUUUUGCCAUUGAUCUUGCUCACGUCCAAGUCGCUAUUACUUUGGGCGGCGGAGGCGCCGGGAAAAACGGCGGGGUCAACGCUCUAUGCGUGGGGACUGUUCUGCUUCUUCAUAUCGUUCGCAGCAAAGGCAUACAAGAAUUUGUGACAGGGCAUCUUGUCUCUGCCAAACUCAUAAGCCCUGAUCUUCUCUCGCAGUACUCGAAUAUUCUACCCGCCGAACUCCGCCGAACCGAGUCGCAUUCCUCGCCGAGUUGGUUACGGAGUCUACUUGCCGUUCAUAUACUAGCACAAGCCGGAACAGCAAUGGCGAGACGGUCCAUGGCCAAGAAUCGAUCACCGGCACCCUCGCGGACUGGCAAGCGUGGCGAUACAGAAGCGUCGGCAGGCUCACAAGGUCAAGCUGAUUCUGCUCUGGAGUCUGCCGCUAGUCUUUCUUCGUCUUUCGUGGGGCCGGACGGUCAAUUGGUCAAGGACGGCAAGGAUCGUCUUACCUCGGCUAAGAAACGCAGGAGGCAAGCCAACCAAGUUCGAAGUCGCCAACCAUUCUGGGCCGCUCUCGCCAGUACAAAGGUUACGGUCAUGCGGGAAUAUGAACACUCUCGGGUCUUAUCGAAAACGGCACGUGGCUUGACUGAAGACGACUUGCAAAGUGUCUCUCUCGAUGAAGGACUGGUAUGGAUUACAGAUGUGGAUAGUUCUACUAUCAAGUUUGCCGCCGGUGACCUUGCCGAUGAUUCCGUGACGCCAAGCUCGGGUGAUGUCGAUCGUACAGAUUCGGAGGCUGAACCAUUCUAUGUUUGUGUCAAUGGGGCAUUGUGGGCUACAGCGACAAUCAGCAGGGUUCCAGAUGCCUCUAAGGGAUCUAGUAUAGUCCACUGGAAGGGUGAGAUCUCUGGUCUCGCUCCUAACUGUGCUUAUACCUGCUCUUUCGUACGCAGCGAUACCGAUGAGGAAAUCUGUGCCAUGAGUGUCAAAACACCCGCGACGACCGACAUGGAACAAGCUGUUUCCUCGGUCCCGACACCCCCGCAGCCAACUUAUCGGCCCUCGUCCCCUACGACUACGCUGAAGAACUCCGUCAUCAACGCCGAGGCUAAGCUGAACGAAAAGCGCUCUCGGUUGAAGAAAGCCAAGAACGACCACAAACUUCUCAUCUCGAAAAUUCGGAGGGAAUUGGACAAUUAUAAUCACCGACUUCAAAGUGGAACGGACGAAAACAGGCAAAAGCAGCGUUCGCUCCAGCUCGAGCGAAAUAUUAAACAAACCGAGGAGGCAACAGCGGUAUUGGAAGUGCAACUAGACAACAUGGAGAACGUGCCAGAAGAGGAGAUGGAAGAAUGGACUGCUCAAAAGGCUGAAUUCGAUCGGGAAUUGGAGCUCUUCAACAAGACCAAGGAAGAGGUUUCGGAAGCUCGCCUUGCCUCUGCCCAACAAGUGUCUGCCUUGGAGCAAGAAUUGAGCGUGACUGUGCAGAAGCGUGAGCGUCUUCAGAGCCGCCGUCUUCGUGUCAACGAACAGUAUGAGCGCAUCAUAUCAGCCAAUGCCCAAGGAUUGAACGAGCGAGAGCGCCGCGCGGCCGAACAAUUUGCUCGGGAGCAAGAUCAUGCCAAAAUGGAGGCCAACUUCCACGAACAGUUUGCAAGCAUUAGCCAGUCUGUGCAAGACUUCCAGCUGCGCACGAGUCAACUCUGGCAGCAAGCUUCGGCAAUUGAACAGUCAAUCCAGCAGCAACAACAGCAGAUGCUUCUGGAUUCUGGUCCUCUGACUCCCGAAGGCAAUCUGCCCGGCACGAACCCAAUUAUUGAAACUACAACGACCUCUGCCCCUACCGGACGAGCGUUGUUGGGCCUCAGCUUCCCUCCUCCUCUCAAGUCUAGUCCACUCCAGACUUCCUCGUCGCCUGUCCAUGCUUCGUCAUCGCAUCCAACCAGCCCGGUGCAUGAUACUUUCAUGCCUCAAUUUCCGGCAUCACCGUUCGGCAACACUGGCUCCUACUUCGUCACUGACAUCAACAGUCGGGAUCGUUCCUUCUCCAACCGCUCCACUCGCAGUAGUCAAUAUGGCUCAGAUUUCUUUGAGUCGCAUCGCCUCCCGGCACUUCAGGUUGAACUGUCCGACAUUCUCUCCGAGAAGCAGCAACGCUUCGGGCCAGAUGGGAAUGGUUUUCUGCAGCACGGGGGUCGUCCUAUACUGAGCCCUUUCCAGCGUGCUGCAAGCCGUGUCAGCGGAGCCGGUAGUGGCAGCGGAGGUAGCGGCAGUGGAAGUGGCAGUCCCAGAUCGACUCGUGAGUAG